AAAAGAAAUGGAAAUUGCAAUGGCGUCCAAGAUAGCAACGAGACCAACAAAUUCGCAAUUUCACCAACUUGGAAUUCCCAAGCAGUUUUCUGUUGGAAGCUCAAUCGGAUUUGUUACAAUUAUUCCAGCCACAAACACAUUCAACUUCCAAACUGCAAAAUGUUUCCUAUUUACCAGUUCUCAAAGAAGAGAUGUCGGACUGAGAAACUUUAUCUGUGAAGCUGGUCCAGGUUUGGAGACAUCAGUUGCAGAUUCAGGAGAUGCAAUAAGCGUGAAGAAGGCAGAGAUUGUUGUGGAGACUCAAGAUAAUGACAAGAUGCAAGUAAGAGUGGACUUAACCGGGAACGAGACACAGAGAGUGUUUGACCUGGUUUUAACAAAUUUGGCUAAAACAGCACCUCCGAUCCCAGGAUUUCGCAGACAAAAAGGAGGGAAAACAACUCAGGUUCCAAAAACCUUCUUGUUAGGGAUACUGGGUGAAGAACGAGUGACCAAGUUUGUCAUAGAAGAGAUAGUGACCUCAACCAUGGCUCAAUAUGUAAAGAAGGAAGAUCUGAAAGUAAAAGACAACAAAAUCAACACUACUCAAUCAGCAGAAGAACUCAAAUCGUCGUUUAAACCUGGAAGUGACUUUGGAUUCAAUGCCAUCAUUGAGCUUCAAAAUUCAGAAGUUGAGACGCCCAGCUAGCUAAAUUACUAACUUUGAAUUACACCUUAUGCUGAUUUCCUCUCUUGAAGCCAUGUAAAAACAUGUGUACGUUUCCUACAAAUUCUAUAGGCGUCUGAUUUUUAUUCUUGAAAGAGUUUUCUACUAUUAAGUUUCAAAAUGCCAAAAUGAAACUGACAACUUGAGUUCAUUAAGAAUUCCUAUUGUCAAAUCUCAAAGAUUUGCCAAUAUGUACGUGUGUUUACACUAUCAUUAUGACUGAGAAUGCACG
Morus notabilis is the source of this 938-nucleotide messenger RNA. RefSeq lists its product as uncharacterized. Gene Ontology annotation, molecular function: ribosome binding; peptidyl-prolyl cis-trans isomerase activity; protein folding chaperone. The record is from RefSeq and is a predicted model, not a curated record. Gene Ontology annotation, biological process: 'de novo' cotranslational protein folding; protein transport; protein unfolding. NCBI's taxonomy places the organism in Eukaryota, Viridiplantae, Streptophyta, Magnoliopsida, Rosales, Moraceae. Bases 8 to 688 code for a protein of 226 amino acids. The transcript is spliced from 8 exons.